Molecule: messenger RNA, 2214 nt
Organism: Caenorhabditis remanei
Lineage: Eukaryota; Metazoa; Nematoda; Chromadorea; Rhabditida; Rhabditidae
Exons: 4
Coding region: 1-2214 (737 amino acids)
Biological process (GO): protein ubiquitination; SCF-dependent proteasomal ubiquitin-dependent protein catabolic process
Cellular component (GO): SCF ubiquitin ligase complex
Molecular function (GO): ubiquitin protein ligase binding
Source: RefSeq, a predicted model, not a curated record
AUGACCAUGGAAUGGCUCGACGAAGUGCUCAUUAAUCUAUUUUCGGACGACGAGAUCACGUCUACUCAAAUCUGGAGUCAUUCCGCGACGAUCAACAAACGUUUUGGAGUGGGAAUGAGUCGUGAAACCUACAUCGCAAUCUAUUCUGGAAUCUCGAACUUCAUCGAAAAUCACCUCAACAAAAUACACAAAUGUGCAGAAGUUUACAAAGGGAACGAACUUCUCGAAAUGUAUGUACAAUAUUGGAGUCGUUAUAGUGAAGCAUCCGACGCUCUUUCCGCAAUUUUCGUUAAAAUCGAUAACUGGACUCGUGGUGAGAUUGAUAAGGGUCGCAAGGAGAGAUAUAUGGUUUAUAUGCUGAGUAUGGUGCUCUGGAAGCGUGAUAUAUUCGAUACACUCGAGCACAAGAUUAUUCCGGCGAUGUUGGAGCUGGUUCGGCUGGAGCGUACCGGUCACACAAUCAAUAAGCGGUUCAUCUCGGCGGUCGUGGAGAAUCUGGUGGAGCUUGGGCUCGAUGAUACGGUAUCGGCGAUGGAGAGGGAGGCGAAGAAACUGGAUAUCUACAAAAACUCGUUUGAGAAGAAGUUCAUCGAGGCGACACGCGAUUUCUAUACCAAUGAGGUUAGCGUGUUCCAUAUGGAGAAUGGGUCUUGCACGGAUUACCUGAUCAAGGUGGAGACGAGAAUCCAACAGGAGGAUAAUCGAGUGACACUCUGCCUCCACUCGUCGACGGGGACACCACUAUCCGGGUGUUGCAACGAUGUGAUGAUCACGAAGCAGCUGGAAUUUAUUCAAGCGCAUUUCGGAAGACUUCUUAUGGAUAAGAUGGACGAUCAUCUCGCGAGAAUGUACAGAAUGUGUCUUCGUGUCGAGAAUGGGUUGCCAGCUCUACGUAAAGCGCUCAAAGAGCACGUCCAGAAGGAGGGAUUGGAUGCGUUGGAACGUGUGGCUGCGGAGGCGUUCAACGACCCGAAGCUCUAUAUGAGCACCCUGUGGGAAGUGCACGAGAGAUAUCAAGGACUGGUGGAUCGAUCGUUCAGCAAAGAACCCGGAUUCAUGAAGUCGUUGGAUAGUGCGGCGAUCGAGUUUGUCAAUAAGAACGCGGUGACGUUGCGAGCGCCACCACAGUUGCAGCCGUUGAAGUCGUCGGAGCUGUUGUCCAGAUAUUGUGAUCAGUUGUUCAGGAAGAGUGCGAAGAUGCCGGAUGAGAAUGAGAUGGACGAUAGCCAGAAGAAAGUGAUGACCAUCUUCAAAUAUCUCGAGGACAAGGACGUCUUCCUCAAAUUCUACACACAAAUGCUGAGCAGAAGAUUGAUCACCGAGCACUCUGCAUCCGUCGAAGCCGAGUCGGCGUUUAUCCAAAAACUUACCGACACAUGCGGAUACGAGUUCACGACACGCCUCACCAAAAUGUUCCAAGACAUUCAAGUCUCGAAGGAUUUGACGUCGGAAUUCAAGGAGAAGUCGGUGGACGACGACGGAAAAAAGUUUGUCGAGUUCAACGCAAAGGUGCUCACACCCAGGUUCUGGCCCUGUCAUUCGGAAAGCACCAUACGUAUUCCAAAAAAUCUUUCCACAAAAUUAGACGACUUUGAGGCAUACUAUGUCGCAAAACAUCAAAGACGACGUCUUACAUGGCUCUACUCGCAGUGUCGUGGCGAGGUGACGACGACUGCUUUCAAGGGAAAGAAGUACGUGUUCGGAGUGACAACACCACAAAUGUGUACGCUUUUGUUGUUCAAUGAGCAGGCGACGUUCACUGCUGAACACAUUAUGGAGGCGAUUGGUAUGGAUGGAAAGUCGACGAAGGCCGUCGUCGGAUCGCUCGUCAAGAAUCAGGUGCUCAAGUCGGAUAAGGCGUUGGAAGGAGACGAGGUGCCACUCAAUGCGACGAUCACUCUGAAUGAUGGCUAUACGAAUAAGAAGGUGCGCGUCGACUUGUCGAAAAUGACGAUGAAGGCGGAGCCGGUGAAGGAAACGGAUAAUGUUCAGAAGGAUCUGGAUGAGGAUAGAAAGAAUAUGAUUGCGGCCUGCAUCGUGCGCAUCAUGAAAGUUCGCAAACAGAUGUCUCACUCGGAACUGAUCCACGAGGCGAUAACUCAACUUUCUGGGCGCUUUAAACCGACUGCUGCAUUAAUCAAAGUAUCAAUCCUGGAUUUGAUCAACAAUGAGUACCUGACACGGGAGAACAAAUUAUUGAAGUAUGUGGAUUAA